Messenger RNA from Moneuplotes crassus, 1177 nucleotides. The record is from the annotation of a GenBank genome assembly. Lineage: Eukaryota; Ciliophora; Spirotrichea; Euplotida; Euplotidae.
UCUCCUAACUUGCCUGGAACAAGCCUGCAGCAGUACAGAAGCAUCAGUGAGUUCUGAAUCCUUUUAAGACUUCGCCAAGGGCUAUUUGGUAGUGGCUGCAUGGCUAUGGCCUGAAGAGCUGACCUGGGAUUUAGAGUGCAACCAUGCUAAGGGAAGUUGGAAAUUGGCAAAAGAGAGGGCUAGGUGAGAUCGAAGGGCUUGAGAUUUAUCAGAAUGUGUUGAGUUUAUAUAGAUUUUUGGGGUUAAGAGAAUUACUUGAUCUUCUUAACCGAAAUUUAAAGAUUUAUACUUUCUCAUAACCUUACUUCAGAUUUUUCUUGAUUAAUGAAUUGUGAAGUUUGGAUAAAGCUUAGUUUGUAAAGAAUAAAGGGUAAUGAGGAGCUGAGAAUAUAUAUAUAGCUGAAUAUCAUACCUGAGAUUAAUAAUAGCAGAUGCUUUUAAUGGUCUGAUUUUAGAAGCACAAGAACUAUUGGUAUUUUAAAAUUAUUAAGAAGCUGUGAAAAGCUUAAUAAGUAAUUGAUUUCUUCUUAUUUCGAGCAGACAAAAACUAUAAAAUCAUUAUCCAAAACCCUAUCUUGAGAGUCAACAUACCAAAACUUCUUUCAAAAUUAAAAGAAUCUAUAAUCUUAAAACAUAGCAAUAAUCUAAUAACAAUUUCAGUGAACUAUCUCCCUUCUCUCCAUGACAACAAAAUAUCCAGCCCAUCCAACAAGUACUUCCUCCCCAAUCACCUAACCCCCUCCAAAGCAUUCAACCUCCCCAUACAACAAAAGUCCAUCUAAACCCAAAACCCCUCCAUUCCCCACCCCCAAACCACUCCCCUUAAAACCCUCUUUCCUUUCCACCCACACCUGAUCUUCCAUCCCUAAACCUCUCCACUUCCCGAACAACCCUUCCUAAAAUCCCUUAAACCCAGCUUACUCUUCUUCGGAAUUCCCAAUCUAGUCAAGACACUGAGAAAAUUUGAAAUUUAGCCAAAAUUUGUAAGCAAUAAAAUACUAAAGCAUCCGAGAUUGAUAACUCAGGACUUUUGAAAAUGUUUGCUUGCUAGCAGCUUAUUUAACCAUAAGAUUGAUGUCUAAAUCUUUUGAAUGAUUGAAUCCUGUUGAGAUUAAUGAUGAGACAAACCAAAAGUAAAUAUUUUGGCAUGCCCAGACUUAUGGUUCGUCCAUUGUUU